AUUGCAAAUCGGGCCUGGCCACAUCUCCAUCUCUCUCCCCCUCACCACUUCUUCCACCACCGGCCGUCGCCGCGGCCAUGCCGGCGUGGCGGCGCGCCAGCAGCUCCACCACGCGCAGCACCACCGCGCCAUAGCACCACCCAUAAUCUCCAUCCAUCUGCGCCUCCCAGCCACCCAUCAUUCCCUCCAUCCACAGCGCCGCCAGAACCCAUCCACCAUCACCUCCAGCCGGUGCCGCCGCCUCGCCUACAGCCAUCUCCCUGCUGUCCGCUGCUCUCCUCUUCUUUCCAUCCUUCUUCUCCUCACCAUGCUGCUGCUCCUCCCUCUCAAUCUCUACUGCUGCUCUUCCUUGCGCCCCCGUGCUGCUGCCUCUCCUUCCCUUCGUUGCUGCUGCUUCUCCUUUGAUCCCUUUGCUACUGCUCCUCUUCUUCGUGCCCAACCUCCGCUGCUGCUCCUCUUUCCUGCUGCAUCCCUGCUGCUGCUACUCCCUCUCACCACGCCUCUGCUGCUCUCUUUCCCCUCCUGCUGCUGCUCUCCUCACCAUGCUGCUUCUCCUUUCUGCUUCUCCUCUUGCUGCUGCUGCCCGCCCCCGACCUCCUGCUGCUAUCUCUCUCUACUUCCCCUGCUACCUUUCUUCUCUGAACCUACCUACUGCUUCUCUCUCUCUCUCUGAAAUUGUUGUAGUACUAAGAUUUGUAAGACAGUGUACUACAACCUGUUAAUUGUUCAGUUCAGAUUUUUGCUUGUUUAGUAUUAUUCUGUUGAUCUGUCCUAAUCUUGUGGCUAGUAUAAUUUCGUUUCUGUUGUUACUUGUGUAACCUGAACCGUGGUUAGUAUCCUAUUUGCAUAUGUGUGUUUUGUGUGUUCUGUAGUCCCUGUAUUAGUUACGUACCUGUGAUAUAUAAAUGUGUGUGUGCGUGUGUGUGUGUGUGUGUGUGUGUGUGUGUGUGUGUGUAAUUCAUCAAAAUAUAUUGUUGUGUGAUGAUGAUAUAUGUUCAGUCUAGAGACACGUUGUUUUUCUUGCUUUGUAGAUCGAUGUGAACUAGUACUCUUGUGUGUUUCUGUUGUCACUAGUUAAAUUGAUCACCUAUGUACUACUUGUUGUAGAAACUUGUUACAUUAGUCCUUGUGCUAGCUAUGCACCUGUGAUAAAUAUGUGUGUGAUGUGAAACAUUUCUGUUCUGUCCUAUAAUAUUGUUUCCUCCCUCUUUUGCUUGUCAUUAUGCUAUAUGUGUUCAUGUCCUAAUGUUUCCCUUUAUGUUAGUUUCUAAUUUCUCAUGCCUAAUAAAAAUACCAAAAGAGAGCAAGUAAGAUCUGAUCCUCCCUUUGCUAUUUUGCCUUUUCUUUGUGGAUCAUCUUCGGGAGCAACCUUGUUUAGUUUAGGUUUAUUUUCUUGCAGCCAUAAUCUCAAUUGUGUUACCUAGAUUUAGCUGAGCAUAGUCGCCGUCGCCUAGUCCCUGAGGGGAACACGACACUCGCGAUUUGGGCGAAAUAUCCCACCGCAUUUACAAACGAUCAUUUUGGCGCCGUUGCCGGGGACUAGCAUCGAGUGACAGUGUUAGGCUAUAGACUAGGUUUUUCUUGUUUUCAUUUUGUGCCAUAUAUUUGUGAUAUAUCUCUAGCCACUAACCCCUGUUCUAGGUAGUAUCUUUUUGUCUUCUUUUCCUUUUUUGCAGGUUGGAUUAUCCUCUCGGAAAUGGCAUUCUAUUCGGAUCAUCAGGCUUAUGCGAGCAACACUACAAACAACAUGAAAAGAAUUCAAGAACUGAUAAGUAAGAUUUCCCAUCGAUUAGAUGAUUUAGCUCGGCAGCGAGAAGUAGUUUUUGUGGAUAGUCCUAGCUCUUAUGAUCCUUAUUCUGGAGGCCAUCCUUAUGUUGCUCCUACUUGCCAUAUUUGUGGAUUUCAGGGCCAUUCGCUCGCUGAAUGUCAGCGUGGUUACUCUCGCCCUCCAGAUUGUUUUGGCAUGAGCUUUGCUCAAGAGCAUAGCUCAUACCAAAACAAUUACUCACAUGGGUGGCCUGAGAACCCGAAUAUGUCAUUUAGGAGCAACAACCCUGAGAUCUUAUCAUUUGCCUCUAGUAAUCCAAUGCAGGGAUUUAGGUAUGAAGAGGAGAGCCACAACUAUGCUCCACAACAGUUUUAUUCACCUCCUACUCAUAUACCGCAGCACCAGGAGAUGUGUCCAAUGGAGUUAAAUGGUCCUCCAUUUGGUCAACCAACAACUUCAGCACCUAAUGAGUCGGUAGAGCAAUCUCAUGUGCAAGUGCCCACACAAGAUGAGUUCGAUGACAUAGACAAACUCACACUUUUGAGUCUCGAGUUCACUUGGAGUGCCGAGGAUGAUCCUAUUAGGAAGGUUAUACUAGAGGAAAUGAAGAGGAUCAAGAGUGGAAAAGAGCUAGUGGAAGAAGUAAGGAAGAUUGAGAAGAGCAUCAAUGCUGGCAGCACUAUUUCUUCACAACUAGAGCUGAGUAUUUCUGGGAUAUCCUUUGAUACAUGUGAGGCUCCAACACCGUCACAUCCAGCUGAGCAAGAUAGAAAAAGUCCAGAGGAAGAGAGACCUUAGAUUGAAGUUGAACUCAAGGAACAAGAUGAUCAAGAGCUACAAUUUCCAAGUGAUCAAGUUGAAGACUCAUCAUCUACUACUCCUAAAGAAGUACAAGAAGCUGUUGUAGAUGAAGAUGAAGAACCUGAGAUUCAUUGGCCUAUUGUCAUACAUGAACCUGAUAUGUCAGGUUUACCCAAUCCUCUUGAUGACAUGCUGCCUUGUGAUUUCUUUGCUUCUAACUUGCAUUGCAUGAUGCCAUCACUUAAGGUAGAUUUGAAAAACUAUUUGCUUGGACAUGAUCAUACACACCCUGUUAGUGGCAUUGCUCAUAUCUCUGUUCAUGAUACUUAUGUUCCUGAUGCUAUACACAUGCUUAAUGAAACGUGUGAUUCUAAUACUAGCAUUGAGCUUACUGAAUUGUACCAUCCUAAACAUGUGCUUUAUAGCUAUGCUUAUGUAAUUGGGUACUCUAUUGAUGAUUUAGAGGGCAUUACCCUUGUCACUUGUAUCGCCUCCUUGGUUGAGUGCUCUUUCAGCUUGUUGCUUGUGCACGAUCCACUACAUGCUGGCCAAGUUCGAGAUGACAUUCCUUGGGACCCCGGUGGACCCAUGGCAUGGGGAUGAGGAGAAGCAAGGAGCACACAUGAAGAGAGAAGCUGUGCCGGCAUGAGGAUAGGGAAGCAAAAGGAGAGGAGUCACAAUGCAAGAGGAUGUGAGAUGAUCGAGCGAGUGCUACAUCAAAGCCCGGUGAGCUGUUUCAUGACCCAUUCCGAGUAUAUCAUCCAUUGAUGCUUGCUGAAUUAAAUUGCUAUUUGGGUUGCUUGUGCCAUUUCUUAAAUGUUGUCCCACAGAUUUUUCACCUUUGACAUAUGGUGCUUGAUGAGAAUAUGUGAACUGAUUGUUGAAUGCCUUGUAAACUAGUGAUCUACAUCCUGUUUGCUUUGCUGAAAGUAGUGAAAGCUAUUAGUUUUGAGUGCUCAAAUCCCUAGUGCAAUAGUAAACUUAAUCAUUUUCUGCUUUUACCUUGAUACACCUAAAUCAUUAAGUGUC
Messenger RNA from Aegilops tauschii subsp. strangulata, 3598 nucleotides. The record is from RefSeq and is a predicted model, not a curated record. NCBI's taxonomy places the organism in Eukaryota, Viridiplantae, Streptophyta, Magnoliopsida, Poales, Poaceae.